Molecule: messenger RNA, 519 nt
Organism: Sorex fumeus (smoky shrew)
Lineage: Eukaryota; Metazoa; Chordata; Mammalia; Eulipotyphla; Soricidae
Product: zinc finger C4H2 domain-containing protein-like
Exons: 4
Coding region: 10-519 (169 amino acids)
Biological process (GO): positive regulation of neuron differentiation
Cellular component (GO): nucleus
Source: RefSeq, a predicted model, not a curated record
ACACUGCAGAUGGAGAAGAUCAAGGCCCGUUUGAAGGCUGAGUUUGAGGCCCUUGAGUCAGAAGAGAGGCACCUGAAGGAAUACAAGCAGGAGAUGGACCUCCUUCUACAAGAGAAGAUGGCCCAUGUGGAAGAACUCCGGCUGAUUCAUGCUGACAUCAAUGUGAUGGAAAACACUAUCAAACAGUCUGAGAAUGACCUAAACAAGCUGCUAGAGUCUACCCGGAGGCUACAUGAUGAGUAUAAGCCACUAAAGGAACAUGUGGAUGCCCUGCGCAUGACUCUGGGUCUGCAGAGGCUCCCUGACCUAUGUGAAGAGGAGGAAAAACUCUCCUUGGAUUACUUUGAGAAGCAGAAAGCAGAGUGGCAGACGGAACCUCAGGAGCCUCCCAUUCCUGAGUCCCUGGCGGCUGCAGCCGCUGCUGCACAACAACUCCAAGUGGCUAGGAAGCAGGACACUCGGCAGACAGCCACCUUCAGGCAGCAGCCCCCACCCAUGAAGGUUAUUGGAGGUUCCUGA